AUGUCAGCCUUACACGCGACGCAUGCAACCGACCUUGACGGUGGCUGCUAUUCAGGCCAAGAUGUCAAACAGCAAACAAAUACCCCUAAGCGUCUCCCACUCGAUAAUGGUCUACAAUGGGGCUCAGAUCCCAGUUUCUGCUAUCAUGGAUUCUCCUGUCCCAUUGGAACCUGGACGGAAGAACGGCUAGUCCAAAACCUGAUGCGCAACAUGGCAAGCAUGUGCGAUAGCAUGAACAUCGACUUCAACCACGACGCUGAACUGCCCGACUACACAGUCGACUUCCAAAAAACACCAGACAUGGUCCAGUUGAAUGGGCUAGACGUCUCCCAGAUGCCUCGCAAGUACCGAAGCGAAACCCCUGGAUCUAUAUCCUCCUCAAGCACAUCCGGCUCUGAGAAACGAAAAUCCGUUACGCCGUGCUGUUCAGAUGAGAAAAACACGACACCGCCGAAUAAGAAGCGGAAAUGUGUACAGAAGCCUGGUCAGAAGCUUUGUCAUUGUCGGUCGGAGAAGAAGAGGCGGGAGAUUAUUACGCAGAGAUAUCAGGAGGUUUCGGAUCUGGUCCCUGCGCUCGGAAAGCAUAAUUAUACGAGGAAGUAUGUUUUGAAGGAGGCGGCAAAAUUUAUAACGUCGUUGACGGAGGGGAAUGAACUGUUGCGGAAGCAAUUAGAUGCGAUGAAGGAUCAAGAGGAGAGGGAAACACGAGAGACGUUUUUGGGAAAUGAAUUAUAA
Penicillium cinerascens is the source of this 735-nucleotide messenger RNA. RefSeq names its product basic helix-loop-helix domain-containing protein. NCBI's taxonomy places the organism in Eukaryota, Fungi, Ascomycota, Eurotiomycetes, Eurotiales, Aspergillaceae. The record is from RefSeq and is a predicted model, not a curated record. Bases 1 to 735 code for a protein of 244 amino acids. The transcript has a single exon. Gene Ontology annotation, molecular function: protein dimerization activity.